AUGACCUUGAAAGUUUCACGUUACAGCGCUGCGAGUUAUCGUGAGCUUUUCCGUAAUCUGUUACCGAAGCUGAAAACAUAGCCUUCCUUUCUCCCACCACCUUGCUUCUAUUAUUGCGCUUUUCAAAAAAGGGAAUACUAUCCGGGUAUAAUAACUUUGAUUUCCUUUGAUCGGAAAAUGACCUUGAUUGUUAUACGCUACAGCGCUGCCUUUCUUCACGCCAAAGCGCUGCGAGGUAUCGUGAGCUUUUCCGUAAUCUAUUACUGAAGCUGAAAAUAUAGCCUUUCUUCACUCCCACCCCCUGCUUUUUAUCAUUGCAUUGUUCAAAAAAAUGAAUACUCUUUGUGCAUAAUUACUUUGAUUCUAUUCUUCAUUGUGCAAAGUAACUUAAACGUUGUCAACGCAAAUUUGAGUUUUCAUUAAGUAUUUAUUUAUUGUUUGGUAUAUAAUUUUCUUCUUUAUUUCUUUAGAUUGUUUAAUUGUAAUUGAUAGUUUGAAUUUAUUUAUGGUAUCUAAUUGUUUCAGUAUUACAAAUUAAGCGUUUAGUUAAUUCUGUGUUUGUGAAUUGUUUCAUUACGUUACUUUGUAACGUUUAAGUUCGAUUUGAUAAAAAACUCGCCACUAUGUCAUUGGAGAAAACUUAUUUAAUCGGUGUUCCUAUUGAGAAAAUUAAUAACCGUAAGCUUCCGACUGUCAAAGAAGUUUUAUCAUUAUUUUUUUAUCAACAUAAAGUUCUCAAAUUAAAAAUUUAUGAUAGUGCUUCAAAAACUGCUAGUGUCGUUCAAGACUGCUGGAAUAAUUUGCAGAUUUCAACUUCUGGUUUUUGCAACAUUGUAAAGAAAAUAAUUAGUAUUUUCAAAAAGUGGAAAUAUUUACUGUGCAAUCGCAAAAAAAAUCACGUGCUCAAAAACAAAGAGAAAAUAGCUUUGAAAAAAAACUCGAACAAUUAUUUGACAUCGCUGGGAAGAAUAGUUUAAAAGGUUUCGAUAGAAAUAAUAAUAUUGAUUUUCAACUUCCAAUGUCUUCAAAUCUGCAAGAAAAUAAUAAUAAUAUCUCAGACGAAAAACACGAAGAAAUAAUGGAAAUAGAGGCGAUAGAAGACACCUCUCGUGAUUAUAACAGUAAUGAUGAUUGUGAUGCUACAACAUCUAGUCAGGAGUUGCAAUCAAAGUCAGAUUCAUUUAUGAGUCAAAAUUCAAAUGUGUCUAACUUUGAAACAGAUUUUUUAACAGCAAAACGGACACCAAAAAUUAAUAUUAUGACGCCAGAAUUAGCUGCUGCACUGGAUCGUGGUAAUGUAAGUAGCCGAAGCGCCACAUAUGUUUUGGCAGCUACUUUAAAAAGUGUGGGAUUCGAUACUCGGAAUGUAAAUUUGAGUUAUAAAACUAUUCAACGACAGCGUAUAAUUCAUCGGAAAGAAAUUGCUAAAGGCUUAAAGAAGACUUAA
This is a messenger RNA of Cotesia glomerata, 1447 nucleotides long. RefSeq lists its product as uncharacterized. Bases 1019 to 1447 code for a protein of 142 amino acids. The transcript is spliced from 2 exons. NCBI's taxonomy places the organism in Eukaryota, Metazoa, Arthropoda, Insecta, Hymenoptera, Braconidae. The record is from RefSeq and is a predicted model, not a curated record.